Messenger RNA from Blastocystis hominis, 1210 nucleotides. RefSeq lists its product as hypothetical. Lineage: Eukaryota; Bigyra; Opalinata; Blastocystidae. The transcript is spliced from 5 exons. The coding region runs from base 287 to 1210 and encodes 307 amino acids. The record is from RefSeq and is a predicted model, not a curated record.
CCGCGCAGCUCGAUGCCUCCAAAGUCCCGCUGCUCCACGCCGCCUUCGACGAGCUCGCGCAGGUCGAGCAGACCCUCGCCGAGCAGAUCUAUCAGCGCUCCCAGGCCCCCGCAGAGCGGCUUCGCGAGCUCGAUCUCUACAUGCAGACGCUCUACCAGCGACAGAGCGAGCUGCGCUCCCGAAUCGCCAUCGACCUCCUCGACUGCCUUCUCCCUCUCGCCAUCCCCGCCGCCGCGCAGCUGUACAGCGGGUACAACACCCUGGGCAUCGCGCUGGAGCCCUUCCAAUGCCUCACCGAUCUCCUCCUCAACGAAGAGCCAAUCAACUUCGACGAUCUCAACCUGACUCUCCUCGAUCGCUAUCUCCUCUCCGCCGUUACCCUAAUUCCACGUUUCUACGUUCUGGCCAUCCAUCAAGCCGUCUUCGCCCUCCACAUCCUCAUCGCCAAGAAGCUCGUCCUCCCCGCGGAAAUCCCCGGGUUCGACGCCAUCCAGGGCGAUCUGAAGCAGCUGCUCGAGCGAUUCGACGCGAUCCACGCGACGCAGAGCGCCAACUGCACCGUCGGCUGUCAGAACGAACUCGUGGCGUUGCUCAAGCAGCGAGGCUUCGUGAAGACGGUGGAGGAAAUGCUGCUUCUCUACUUGCGGAAAUGCGUGCUGCUGCUGUUCACGCUGUCGGACCACACGCCGGAAUCUCGCUUCAUCCUCCCCAAGGACUUCGAGGAGCUCCGCCAGUACCUCAAUCUCCCCGCGGUUUCCGAGUUCGGCUCGAUCCUAAAAGACCCGAAGGCGCGUCUGGCGGCGGAGCAGAGCUUGGAGAGCCUGCGGCUGUCGUUCUACCGACUGAGCGUGGCGGACGCGGUGUACAAUCUGCCGGAGCGCGCGUUCUUCUUCCUGCCGGUGGUGCUGCCGAGCUGCACGCUGCUGCUGCCGCUGCCGGAGGACAUGCGGGCGCUGAACUCGCUGUGUCAUCGCUUCCAUCGAGGAAACGAGGGCACGGCUGGAGAGAAGGAAGAGAAGGAGGCGGAGGAGCAGGACACGCAGCAUUGCUCGAAGUGCUCGCGGUGUGUGCAAUGCCAGAAGGAAGUGGAGCUGCCGUACAUGUGUCUGCUGUGCGGACGGACGUAUUGCUCGCAGGACGGAAGAAGCAGCAAGUGCUCGAUGAGCUCGAUGCGCAUCAGGAAGAUCUGCGAGUGUCGCUGGAUGAUUAA